AUGUCGCAUGCGGACAGUAACAGUGUGUGUGCGAGUGAAUAUGAAGAGACGGUUUCUAGGAAAGACUUUAUUGAUGGUAAUGAUAGUGAUAUUUUGCGGGACGAAAUUAUGGAGACGGCUAUAGAACUUUGUAAAAAAUCUGAUGAUAUCGAAGAUGAUGGUAUUAUGGGAGUUCGACGAGAGAGGAAAAGGGAGAGAGAAAAGGAUGAAAAUGAGUGGCAAGUUGUAAAAGGGAAGGAAAAAAAGCAGAGAAAUACUAAUAAUGAGAAAAUUGAAGUCUAUGUAUCCCACCCAGAUAAAAUGCCGAAGCAAUUCGAACUGGCUAAGUUGUUUAAAGAGCUUAAUAUAUCUAAUGUAAUAAGAAUAAAAUAUCUGAAUCCAUAUCGUAUUCGCAUUGAAUUUACCGAAAAUUCCCAUGCUGAUAAAAUAUUAUCAUCAACGUACCUACAAGAAAAGGGUUUUAAAGUACAACAGGCCAUGGAAGUUAGCUAUACAUAUGGAGUGAUACGAAAUGUUGAAUUGAAACUAAAUGAUGAAGAAAUAAAGAGUCGAGUACAAUGUGAUUACCCGGCCCAGUUAGUGUCUGUUCAAAGAUGUAGGCGGAGAGAAGGAGACAAUUGGGAACCUUGCGAGACCAUUCGUUUAUGUUUUAAAGGAUCGUAUAGACCCCCCUGCGUUUAUGUAGACGGUUUGAGGGUAGACGUAGAAAAAUACGUACACUCGGUUUCACAGUGCCGAAAAUGUUGGAGACUAGGUCACACGAUCAAAAGAUGCCCGUCGUCGAAAGUAGUGUGCCCUAAAUGCGGUGGAUAUCACGCCAAUUGCGACACAAUGGAGUUCAAAUGCAUUAAUUGCGGUGGUAAGCAUAUGGCGCUUUCUAAAACUUGUCCGAUGUAUAUUAAAGAACAUAAAAUACGUGACAUAAUGGCAGAUUUUAGUUGCACUUAUAGAAAAGCUCUCACGCUUUACGUUGCACCCGAAACAGCGAUUGAACCCGAAAAAGAAUCUGAAGAUCCUCCACCUGAUUUAAAUUCUAAUAUAUUUCCAACGCCGAUUAAAGUUUCCGACAAUACUCCUUCAUAUGCCGAUAUUGUUAAAACAAAAGUUGAAAUUCACGAACAAAAACAAGAGAAAGCUGUACCUAAAAAGAGAAGAAUAAAAACCAGAAAUAAUUUUCAAAAGAAUUCGGUAUUGGAUUGGGAUUUUUCAUCAUCGGCAUCGGAGCAAGAGAUUAAAGACGAAAAACCAAAAGAUCAGCCGGCGGCAUCUAGUGAUAGAAUUAACUUUAGCGAGUUGUUAUUGAAGCUGAAAGAUAUAGUAUUUUUGAAUAAACUUAGUUGGCAAGCUAAAAUAAGUAAAUUGAUACAAACAUGCAUUGAAUGGAUUAUACUUUUGAUGGUAGAGAACAUAUCAGAUUGGCCGUUAGUUAAGAACAUUGUAGAUAGUGUAUUUAAGUUUAGCAAUGGAUAA
Messenger RNA from Colias croceus (clouded yellow), 1470 nucleotides. RefSeq lists its product as uncharacterized. The record is from RefSeq and is a predicted model, not a curated record. Bases 1 to 1470 code for a protein of 489 amino acids. Lineage: Eukaryota; Metazoa; Arthropoda; Insecta; Lepidoptera; Pieridae. The transcript has a single exon.